Messenger RNA from Pisolithus orientalis, 4362 nucleotides. RefSeq lists its product as uncharacterized. The transcript is spliced from 9 exons. The record is from RefSeq and is a predicted model, not a curated record. The coding region runs from base 192 to 4280 and encodes 1362 amino acids. Lineage: Eukaryota; Fungi; Basidiomycota; Agaricomycetes; Boletales; Pisolithaceae.
CAUCCCUCCGCUGCCGUUGCGGAUUUAGUCGACCACUAGAAGUGCACUGUGGCAGGUUGCGACUUGCUGCCACUGUGACUCACGGGAAUCCGUCUAUUUCCUUGCAAGUCCAGGUUGCCAUGAACGACGUGUUCCACGCUAACUUAAAACGAGCCGGACGCCUAACCUGUACCUAAGGCGCGUGAACGUAAAUGAGCGGCAAUCCCUCAACUCCUCUCCACGACACUUCGUAUCUACUGUCAGCUAUAGAAACGAUCACGGAUUCAAUGCAGGAUAGCUCGUCAGUUUCCUCCAAUGACCUCUUGGACGCGUACAACACACUCUCCGGAAGACUCAAGUCGCAGAGUCAGGCUCUGCAAGAACCCGCCACAUCGUUCCCCGCGUUUGAAUGCAUAACUCUAAAUAGAAAUGAUCUGUUUGAAGCAUUCCGUCGCGACAUUGGACUCGCGCAUAUAGACCCCUUCUCCGCAGAUCACCCUCCCCGUCGUCCGCCUAAGGACUUGUUCCUGUCCGAUACACGUUCUGCAGAGAUUGGGUCAAUACAAAUACAAUGUGCAAGGGACUUCUCAUGUUUGUGCAACUACGCCUUGUCUACACUAGCUGUAAUAUUCAAGUUUCCCUCUUUAUCUUCCCUCUUCACUAUCGCCGACCUCACUGAUCUGUUCGGCGAUGUCCUGAGCAUAGUCCUUGCGAAAACUUUACCCGUGUUUAACAGUUCGAAGGCACUUUCAUUAUCUUUAUGGAUGUUGCGUUCACAAUGUUUGCCGUGGGCUGUAAUCAAACCCCACGAGACUAGUUUGAUGACGGCCUUACAAUACUGUCUUACUGGCCCGAAAACGUCCACAGAUACCACGCUUGAUGGCCUCAAGGUUGUGGCGCACAUGUUAGAUCGCCAUGCCAGAGAAUGCUUCAAUCCAAUGUCUCAGUUAUUACCAUUGGUGCUGGAGCGCCUUCUUUCACAGUCGACUGAUCAUCGCUUGCAUGCCUCCGGUGUUUUAUGCAGCUUUGCAGCACCGUUGGUGCGUGAAUUCGAUGCAUUCUCCAAGCAGGAUCGACAAGCAGUAUCUACAUGCGUCUUCAGUUUUCUGCGGAAUCAAGCUACUCUCUCUGAUAUACCUGAAACCUUGAUUGGAACCGUACAGGCUGCGUUCAAAGCCGGGUCUCUGAUGCGCCCGGGGGAGGGUCCAGUGUGGAUGCUUACAGUCGUGGCAUCUUUGAUCAUAAUUUGUGGCCCUCUGAUAUUCUCUGACGCCCACACUUUAGAUUUCGUCCUCGGUGCGAUGGCGAAUGGUCUAACGCACGAUGCCGCAGUCGUCCGUUCGCUACAUCCGCUUGUUUGGAGAUGCUUCGUGUGGGUUUAUGCUCGUAUGCUUUCAGAACCGGAGGGUAUCGACGUCAGUUGGGAGAAUUUAGCCUUCCGUGCUUUGAAGCAAGAACUCUGGGGAAGGACGGGGAUUGCAGUCACGGGGAUCCUGCUACAUACCCGCAGUACAGGGCCUUCAGCCUCGUCCGUUAGAGAGGAUCGGAGAGUGACACAAGCAUUUGCGAUCAUCUCUGGCAUGGUGCAAAGCAAGUGCGCACGCGCCAAGAAGGAGGGCAUUGCCCUUCUCCGCGCGGUUACGAUGCCGACUGCGAGCUUAACCGACAUUUGUUUGUUCAAACAGUUCGACGAUAUGGCUCCCAUGGUUUUAUUCGAUGGGACUAUCGUCAAUGCAUCUUGUGACGUCCUUCCUGACAUCCAGCGAAAGAUUUCCCAGUUCACUGUCGACCGCGUUUGUCCUCUCACCGACGUAGAGAUCACUCUCUAUUACGAGACCAUAUUUGAUGGAUGGUGUGGAUGCAUGCCUCGUCCGCCGACUGAACAACUAGACGUGAGUUUGUCAUUCACAUCGCCUCUAUUCAUACCCACAUUUCGCGAGAAGGAUGUGCUGGUAGAUGUCUGGCGGUCCCUGCUUGACUUACUAGCGCAGAAUCAUACUGUUGCACAAGGAGCAUUUAAAUGUGCCGCAAAAUCACUUGUUAAAUGCUUGCUACCGCCGUUUGAUCCACUAAACUGGGGCUCGUGGGGUAUAGCAGACCAGAAGUAUUGCCUUGAUGCUGUGAAAUGUCUCUGGUCCGCGAUGAAGGACGCGACCUUCACCCGGGACCUCAUGGAAGCUUCGCAGCUGAUCCUGUUUGCGAUUUCGAAAUACAAAUUCAACAUACGCGAUCCCGAAAUUCAGUGCAUGUGGAGCGUGAUCUGCGCAGAUCUCAUGGUUAUCGCUUCGCCAUCUUUUCUGGGUGGCAUGAUGGGUCUCACAGAAUCACAAAUGAGGGUUGAGACUCAACGACAGCUAUGGGGAAUAAUCGCCACUUCCCUAGUGGGCUGUGCGUCUAGUCUGCAGUGGGCGAGUGUUGUCGAGUUUCUCUCUGUUCCCAUCUGCACGUGGGUGUUGUCUGAAUGGGAACUUGGUGUAUGGAAAUCUUUAUUUCACUCUGCGGUGGCGCUAUCCGGAGAUUUCCAUGUGGUUGUUGAUGCAAUCUUUGAACGAUUGCAGGGGAGAGACGCGGGACAAUGGGAGUUUGUAAUUCAAGUCCUCACUGCCAUCUUUUGCAAUUUCAUGGAGAAAGGUCACAUGCCACGCGACUCUGUCUUAGGGCCCAUCGAUACUGCUUUAUCGUGCCUUUACAAUCAGAGACAGGCCACGUCGGAUGCCUUUAAACACGUUUUUUACCUUUUCGCCGUCCUGCGUAAUUGGAUAACCGCUUCUUCGCCAGAUAACGUUCUGGUUAUCCUUGUCGCACUUGGUAAUGGACUUCGCCUUUGGAUUGAGGAUAGGUCCCACAUCAUGCGCGAAGAUGAUUUUAAUGCAGUGAUAAUUCCGUUGUAUUGCGACACGCUAAAAGUCCUUGAAAGACUUCCUCUAUCCCAUGAGGCACUGCGGGACAUGGAAUCAUUCCUCGCUUCUGGAUUUCAACGAAUACCAGCACCAGCUGUCGCACCAUUCGCGUUUGAAGCUUUCUGGAGGGCAACAUAUUACCGUCAAACCCAAUUUUACGACAACCUUCCACCUAAGAUCAAGGAUUGCUUGACUUGUUUCGUUGCGGCUUAUGGUGGAGAUUUGGCGUUCGGGCUGUCUAUGUCCACAGAAUCGCAGUCUCAAUCACAGGAUUCGUUGGCUAGGUCGGUGGGGGGUGGAAAUCUUGUGGAGAUAUGUGGUUCUCCCCUGGGCUAUCAUUCCUUGUCCUGCAUAUCCACUGGUAGUGACCACCUUUGUGGCCCGUGGUUGCCAGUCGCGAAAAAAUCCAGCGACGGGCGAGCCGUGGCGGAUGCCAUAGCUGAGGCCGAAGAGUGUUCUUCCAUUCUAGACACUGCGUUCAUUUUACCCUCUAGUGACGAUGGGGCAGAUUUGCUCUCCCCGGACAAUUCUCAGGAACAUACCGGAGGCAAUGAACCAUCGUUUAAGGAGCCGCCUGGUGUGCUGCAUUCAGGCGUACCGGACUCGCGGUUGUCUUCAGGUUCAGACAUUCCCCUCAGGCUGCGGGAACUCGGUAAAAGGUUACGAGCAGCUGAAGGUGACUCGUUUUGCGCAGAGCACGAACCCAAGAAGCGAUGCCGAAUCUCAACGCAGGACUUCCGCAAAAUCAAAUCGGAGCCGAUUAGUGGUCGAAGUACUCCCCUUCCUUCUGUCCUUCGGCUUCGUUCUGUUCUUGUGGCCGAGAAGAAGAUGGUAUUCGAUGGCGUCGAGGUCCCGACGUUUCGUAGCAUCGUACAACGGGAGAGGACGCAGCGUAUACGGAAGAUCUCAGAAACGGGGAUGCCAUUGCUGCACUGGAAACCACCUCUGGCAACAGUUGGUCACAUUGCCGGAAGACAGUGGUCACCACUACCGUCGUCAGUGUCAUCUGAAGCUGACGUUGAUGACGAUGUCGGUCCUCGGCGUGCUUCUCACAGACUUGAUAGAACUCCCUCUGAGAUCGCCGUCGAUGAAUCGCUCGCCGAACCUUGUCCAAGUUCUCCGCGUCAGGAGUCGAUAACCCGAGAUGACCUGCGUGCCCAACAAUCAAGGUCGCAGGUAGAAAGAGAAAGUCCCCCACCUGGACCGAGUCCGCCGCUCUUACAGAGGUCGAGGACAACGUCUGCCAGACUUGACGCGCUACGGAAUGCGUAUGUUGCAGUCGCUGAAGGCGCAUCACAGGUUUCUGUGACGGAAUUAGUACAGGCGACAACGCUUGUCCAUCGGAUUGGUGCUGCAUUGAGCGAGCAGAUGGGCAAGAGAUUGGGGAAGUCCGGUCAAUGAGAAGUGCAGUUUAACCAGAGGUCCGGUUGAGAAGGUCAUCCGAACUUCGCGUGGUAUUAGAUCACUUCUGAACAAUUCUAGC